GUUGCGCUGUUUUGCUUGACUUGAUCAGAUCUGAACAAGUAGCCUGACUUUAGCCAGUUGCGCGAGCUGCUUUAAACCAGAUGUUUUGCGGUAACACGCAGUAGUCCCGCGCGUAACCGCAUCCACACAGCCUUUAUACCUUCUACCGACGCGGAUGUCCAGCUUCAAGGUGAGGAUAUGUACCAGGGCAUAAUGACAAGCAACCACGGACCCUCUUCCUAUGAGGCCGGAUUUCUUCACAACGCCUCGACGGGCACCUCUCCGGUUUAUGUCCCCACCACCCGGGUCGUCACCCCCAUGAUUCCUGCGCUUCCUUACCUUCAGACGCCCGGUGCGUCGCAGCAGAGCAGCCCGGCGUCGAGCCACUCUGCGUGGGCACAGCCGGGCGCAGACUCGGUGCCCUCAUACAACCACUCCCCGGUGUCUCCGCGUUUCACCUUCUCCACCAGCCCGCCUCUGUCCUCCGGGGUGGCCACGGCCCGGGAGACGGCAGUUUCUUACACAAGCCCGCUGAACAUCUCCGCUAACGGUAGGGAUCACUACAGCGCUCGUGGUCUGAGCGGGUCGUAUCACAGCCCUUAUUCGGCCUACAUGAGCCCUAACGUGGGCGGAACGUGGCCGGCGUCCCCCUUCGACAGUCCGGUCCUCCACGGUCUCCAAGCUGGCGCUCCUCCUGGGACAGCAAGACACCCCAACAUAGAUUUGUUUGAUGACUUUGCUGAGGGCCGAGAGUGCGUGAACUGCGGAGCAAUGUCAACCCCACUCUGGAGGCGAGACGGUACCGGUCACUACCUGUGUAACGCCUGCGGGCUGUACCAUAAGAUGAACGGCAUCAACAGACCUCUUAUCAAACCCCAGAGACGGCUGUCUGCCUCGAGGAGGGUGGGCCUGUCCUGCACCAACUGUCACACCACCACCACCACCCUGUGGCGACGAAACGCAGAGGGAGAGCCGGUCUGCAACGCCUGUGGGCUCUACAUGAAACUCCACGGGGUCCCUCGACCUUUGGCUAUGAAGAAAGAGGGGAUCCAGACCCGCAAACGCAAACCUAAGAACCUCAAUAAAUCCCAAACUGGGACACCAGGCAACGAGGGGGCUCCAAUUACACCCAGCAGCACUCCCCGCUCCUCCACCACCUCCACCACUGCAGAGGAGACUCGCCAGAUAAAGACAGAGCCAGAAAAUCACAGCUUGUACACACAUCACAGCUCACAUGCACAGAUUUCUGCCCUGCCAGCCUACAUGGCAACUCAAGGAGGCCCCAUUCCUCUCAAGAUGUCCCCUGGGGGGCACAACGGGUCCUCUGGCUCCAAAGCUGAACCCUGGAACAGCCUAAUCCUGGCUUAGAAAAACCUACAACCCAACAUCUCAAAAACCUACCUAACCACAGAAUACCUAUUAAACUCUCCUGACAGACUCUGGGUUCAGACCACCCCGCCGUUUCCUGCCCGCUGUGCAGCGUUGUCAGUGCAGGAACAGAAAUCUGGGAGCUACUACAGAAGAAACGAGGCCUUACAGUGCUGCACACACACUGUGUGUGAACUCAGAGCAAACAAGGACGUGAAUGGACUUUGUUAUAGAAAUCUGAAAGAAGAGCAGUGACUAGAUUCACUCAGUAACACGACAGAAAACUUUUCGUCACCCUCUCCGCAAGAUAAAUACUGUAACAUAAUACAUGA
Molecule: messenger RNA, 1679 nt
Organism: Oreochromis niloticus (Nile tilapia)
Lineage: Eukaryota; Metazoa; Chordata; Actinopteri; Cichliformes; Cichlidae
Gene: gata4
Product: GATA binding protein 4
Biological process (GO): negative regulation of transcription by RNA polymerase II; positive regulation of transcription by RNA polymerase II; cell fate commitment
Cellular component (GO): nucleus
Molecular function (GO): zinc ion binding; DNA-binding transcription factor activity, RNA polymerase II-specific; RNA polymerase II cis-regulatory region sequence-specific DNA binding
Source: RefSeq, marked provisional